Coniosporium apollinis CBS 100218 is the source of this 1137-nucleotide messenger RNA. RefSeq names its product L-iditol 2-dehydrogenase. The record is from RefSeq and is a predicted model, not a curated record. The transcript is spliced from 2 exons. Gene Ontology annotation, molecular function: L-iditol 2-dehydrogenase (NAD+) activity. NCBI's taxonomy places the organism in Eukaryota, Fungi, Ascomycota, Dothideomycetes. The coding region runs from base 1 to 1137 and encodes 378 amino acids. Gene Ontology annotation, biological process: D-sorbitol catabolic process.
AUGGUUCAUUCAACCAACGGCACAGCGGCGGUUAACGGCACAUAUUUACCCGAGGAGCUGAGACUGAACGUGGGUGUCUACACAAACCCAGAGCACGCUCUCUGGAUUUCUCCUGCAGAACCAAAUGUUGAGGAUGUUCGACAUGGAACAAGUCUGAAGCCUGGUGAAGUCACCAUUGCCAUCAAGAAUACUGGUAUAUGCGGCUCGGAUGUUCAUUUCUGGCACGCUGGAUGUAUAGGCCCGAUGAUUGUUCGAGGAGACCACAUUCUUGGGCACGAGUCAGCGGGCGUCGUCAUAGCCGUUCACCCUUCGGUCACAGACCUUGAGAUUGGCGACAGAGUCGCGAUCGAGCCUAAUGUCAUAUGCCACAAAUGCGAACCUUGUCUGCAAGGACGGUACAACGGCUGCGAGAAGGUCGAAUUUCUAUCAACGCCACCAGUCCCUGGGCUAUUGAGAAGAUAUGUCAAUCAUCCAGCCAUGUGGUGUCACAAAAUAGGCAACAUGUCGUACGAAGAAGGCGCUAUGCUCGAACCACUGAGUGUGGCUUUGGCAGCGAUGGAUCGGUCAGCAGUUAGACUGGGAGAACCCGUCCUGAUCUGCGGUGCUGGUCCUAUUGGUCUCGUCACGCUGCUAUGCUGUCGCGCUGCCGGCGCAGAACCUAUCCUGAUCACAGACCUCGACGCAGGACGUCUCAACGUUGCAAAGAGACUAGUACCAUCGGUUUUCACACAUCUUAUCCGGCAAGAUCCUUCAAGAACCCCAGAAGAAGUGGGGCGCGAUCUGGUCGAGUCAAUGGGUGGCAUUGAGCCCGCUGUCGCCAUCGAGUGCACCGGCGCCCAAUCAAGUAUCGCAUCAGCGAUCUGGGCUGCGAAGUUCGGCGGCCAGGUCUUCGUCACAGGCGUCGGCAGGAACGAGAUCGAGGUGCCGUUCAUGCGCCUAAGCACGCGGGAGAUAGAUCUGCGGUUUCAAUAUAGAUACUGCAAUCAAUGGCCUAAGGCCAUCCGCCUGGUAAAGAGCAAGGUAGUUGAUCUAAAGAGUUUGGUUACGCAUGUGUUUGAUGUUGAGGAGGCGGGCAAGGCCUUUGAAACGGCGGCGGAUAAAGGUUCAGAGGCUAUUAAGGUUAUGAUUACUUUCUGA